Molecule: messenger RNA, 4903 nt
Organism: Maylandia zebra (zebra mbuna)
Lineage: Eukaryota; Metazoa; Chordata; Actinopteri; Cichliformes; Cichlidae
Source: RefSeq, a predicted model, not a curated record
GUGGCGGUCCAACUGCUGCACCAUCAUCACCAUCCAUCCUUUGUGCUGUAUUCUCGUCUUAUUCGGCCUCAUUUACUUACAUGUUAAUCGUCACUCCGUUGAGUUUCUACUGUUGUGAACGCACAGAGAAGGUAGAAGCUAGCCUCGUGUGCUAUUAGCCUAACGGUCGCAUCCUCUCCUCUCCAUCCGAUCAUCGCUGCUUUGCUGUCGCUAUGGGCUGCUCUUUGCUCCCUCUUUUCGUCGCUGUGUUGGCAGCCCGGUUUGUUGUCGCAGACCCGGAGGAACACGGUCCUGUCGACGGAGCUCCGCCUUCAAAGAUAGCUGUGGUUGGGGCAGGGAUAGGAGGCAGCGCCACUGCCCACUUCCUGCGGCAGCACUUUGGCCCAGAGGUCCAGGUGGACGUGUUUGAGAAGGGAGAGGUGGGAGGCCGUCUCGCCACCGUAACCGUCAAUCACAACGACUAUGAGUCUGGAGGCUCCAUUAUUCACUCACUCAACCUCCACAUGCAGGAGUUUGUCAAGCAGCUGGGUUUGAAGUAUCGUCGCAACGUGGCCGGAAAGAUGGCGGUAUUUAACGGCGAAGAGGUGAUUCUGGAGGAGACGGACUGGUACCUGCUCGACCUGUUCCGGCUGUGGUGGCGCUAUGGUAUUAGCUUCAUACGUCUGCAGAUGUGGGUGGAGGAGAUUAUGGAGAAGUUUAUGAGGAUCUACAAAUACCAGGCCCACGGCUACGCCUUUAGCUCCGUAGAGGAACUGCUGGACUCUCUCGGGGGCAGCGGCUUCAUCAACAUGACCCGGAGGCCACUGUCCGAUUCGCUGCUGGAGCUGGGUGUGUCCCAACGCUUCAUUGAUGAGGUUAUCGCACCCGUGAUGAGGAUCAACUACGGACAGAAUGUCAGCAUCCCAGCCUUUGUAGGUCAGCUAAGUGGGAAGAUGCAAGCAGCAGUGGAGGAAGAAGUGAAGGGGAGAAAGGAAAGGACGAGAGAGGAAAAGAGAUGCAGGGUUGAGAGUAGAAGAGGAAGGCAAGGAGCUGUGUCUUUAGCUGGUGCCCAGAACAACCUGUGGGCGGUGGAAGGAGGCAACAAGCUGGUGUGUUCAGGCCUGCUGAAAAUGGCCAGUGCUAACCUGCUGGAGGCACAGGUCAACUCCAUCUCUCCCAUCCACUCAGGAGAGGGACUCCAGUACCAGCUGAGCUUCACCACGGCAACAGGGACGGCAUCAGAGCUGUAUGACAUUGUAGUGUUGGCGACGCCUCUACAGGCUAGCGUCGGGUCUGGAGUCCAGUUUCAAGGUUUCACGCCUCCGUUUGAUGAGCUGCCUGGCAGCUAUCACAGCACUGUAGCAACCAUCGUCCAUGGUUACCUCAACACUUCCUUCUUUGGGUUCCCGGACCCCCGUCUGUUCCCUUUCGCCAGCGUCUUGACGACUGACACACCUGAUCUGUUCUUUAACAGCGUGGCUAGUGUUUGUCCCGUCAACAUCUCAGCAGGGUUCCGGCGUAAGCAGCCGCAGGAGGCUGGAGUCUACAAGGUGUUCUCCCCACAGCUGCUGGAAAAGUCUCAGCUCAAAACACUAUUCAGGUCGUACUACUCAGUGCAGGUGACGGAGUGGCAGGCCUACCCUCGCUACAGCAGCAGCCAGCGGCUGCCACCUGUGGAGCUGCACCCCAAUCUCUACUACCUCAAUGGGAUUGAGUGGGCUGGUAGCGCCAUGGAGAUGAGCUCAGUGGCUGCCAAAAACAUCGCCCUGCUAGCCUACCACCGCUGGAAUAGACAGACAGACAUGGUGGACCAGAGAGAUCUGGUGCACAGGAUCAAAACCGAACUAUAACAAACGAAUGCUAAGACCCAGAUGAGUAAUGUGAUGUAUGUCUGAGUGUAUGGACUCACCCAACCAAAUUAUAAACUUUUUGUGAUUUUGACCAGUGGCAAGAGAAUUUAGAUGUCCAUUUAUAUAAUAUAACCUUUCGUGAAUGUAUCGAAUUUAUUCAGUCAGUACAGUAAGUUGAACAUAACCCUGCUGCCUCCUAACUAAACGUAAACAUCAAAAACCAUAAGUCAUUAUAUUGGCACCAUUAUAGACUCUGGUCCUGCUCUGCUACUCAAAAGGCCUGUUUCACUUCACUGAUUCUCUGUGCCACAUAAAAGAGACAUGUUGCACUUUUGUUUGUGGAUUUAUUGCCGAUGCUAAUUGGCAGUUUCCAUCCAAAAAUGAUGCCGCAAGGACCUUUCCUUUGCCAAGAAGUAAGAAAACCAAGCAAAUAUGGAGAACACCAGCUGGCGUACUGUAUACUGUACGGACUGUUAGGAGGUGGUAGUGCUAUUAAUGAACACCAUUGAAUAUAAAUACCAGUUUACGGUUUUGGUACUGCUCUUCUUAAACAAAUGUUUCUGUUUCCAAGCCAAGAAAGCGUUUAGAACAAUAAGCUGUUGUACAGUAUGUAACUGAUUUAACUUUGUCAUCUAAUCAAAACCACAGCACUGCUGCUGCUACUCUCUGUAAAUGUAGGGACUGUUAAUGGACUGGUUGUUGCCACCAAUGAAAUCUCAUUAAAGUAAUCUCAGUAGGAUUUCUGUAAAUUAAUAAUUAUUCACCAACCCAUGGUAGUGGCCACUGGUGCAGUGCUCUAUUGUCCCUUUCAUCAUUAUCUCCCCUUCCUGCUGCUUUUGUUGCAUAAUCCAGCAGAAUUUUUAUUUUUUUCUUCAGGGAAAUGAGCCAGCCAGCUUUGACAGUGGACUGAAUAAAAGCAGAGGACAGAUCCGUGCUGCUGCUGCUGCUGCUGCUGCUGCUGCUGCUGCUGCUGCUGCUGCUGCUGACCACAAAUGUUUCCAUUUUCUCGCAAGCAUUAAAAGCCUCAGUGGGAAAAAAGCUUUUCUGCUGAGGACUUUAAUCAUGUAAAGCACACACAUGAAAAUUUUGGGUUUCACUUUCAGAAUGGGGAAAAGGUUUUUACGAAGACACAAUGAGAAAUCACUGACAGCUGAUUAUCUUCAUGUGACUGAGUAGUCUUGUUUUCUGAAUUUCUAAUUUAUCUGCACUGGAUUUGGGCUGAAGUGGAUUUCUAGAAAACCUUGUAACUCCAAAGGGCUUCAGUUGAUGGAUAAUGUGAUUUCUGUUGUGUGUUGAAAAGUGGCUGAUGACACUGAUUUAAAACACUGUGAUGGCCUCAGAAUCAAUGUGGUGGAAACUGUGUAUUUUUAGCCUUUUUUUUUUUUUCCUUCAAAUUUCAAAAAUUGCUUCUUUAGGCAGAACAGUACAAUUUGUAGCCCCAGUGCUCGUAUAUAAAUCUUCUAGCGAAUACACAUCUCAAUACUGUUCAGACUACUUGUCUGUGUCAGCUGUAAAGUUCUGAUCAUGAAAACAUGAUCAAAUUAAAGACGAAUGGGGUCUGAAAUUGGAAUUAUCUGGCAAACUCCUGUAUUUAUGGUCUAAAUAUUCCCGUCCCAAUUUGUGCACUCUGAAUAGUACAGUAGUACUUAAAUGACGGGGGGUGGGGUUCCUCUACAAGUAAAAAUUAGUAUAGUCAUAAAGAUGUAAUAAAGCUGUACUGUAAGAACAGAGUGAAAGUAGUAAUAAAUUGCCCCUUGGUAUUACUCAUUAUACUGUCAGGUCCAUAAGUAUUUGUAUAAUGACACAAUAUUUGCAUUUUUGUCUUUGCAUAGCACCACAGUGCUGAUUUUCAUCUUUAGUUGAGUGAGUUUAUCAAACGUGUUGCAUUAACUGUUUGGAAAUUACAGCAAUUUUUAUACAGAGUUCCCCAGAGGCUCAAAAGUAAUUGGACAAACAUAAUUUUAAAUACCAGAAUUGUUUUAAAUACUUUGAUGAAAAUCGUUUGCAGUCCAAUCCUCUGAAGUCCAGAACCCAUGGACAUGACCAGAUGCUGUGUUUCCUUCUUUUAGAUACUCUGUCAGGCCUUUACUGCAGCCGCCUUCAGCUGCUACUUGUUUUUGUGUCUGUGGCUUCAGGUUUGUCUUCAGUAAAUGAAAAGCAUUCUUUAAUAAAGGUCAGAUGUUGUAAAGAUUUUUUUAUUAACCAUUGGAAAUAAUUCUGUCAUAAUGCACUUUAGUUGUUUUCUGUGAUCUUUCAGGCCUUUUGAUGUUUCCGAGUUGGUCAGUGCAUUCCUUCUUUUUCGCAAUGUACCAGAUUGUUUAUUUAGCCACUCCUAAAGUUUUUCCUGUCUCUCUGUAUGUUUAUUUUGGUUUUCAGCCUAAUGAUGUCCACCCCCACAGGCAUCAAGUAUUUCUUCUUACCUGAUAUAGAGUUCCAGUGAAGAGCUAUCAAAUCGAAGGUCAGCUCCAGAUCUUUAAUCUGGCCAUCAAUGUGCUUGUCGCAUUAUUGUUCAAUUAAUUUUGAGCCUUGGAAAAUGAAGGACUGAAUAAAAAUGUCUGCAGUUCCUAAUCAGUUAACGAAAUGCUUGUUAUUGUCCAAAUACUUAACUAACUGUACAUGACCUUAUUGGUUUGUAUACAGCAUGUUAUUCUUGUAGCUGGCUGGUAAGGCAAUUUUACCUACUUGACAUCCAGCUGGGGAGUUCAGUCCAGUGAUUCCUGUCCUUGGGAUCAAGUCCUCCAUAUGAGAGAUCUGAGGGGCUAUUGAGGGGGCUUGACCACCUAAAGACUUGAUAACAAUAAUGAGCUGAGGGCUAUUUCUGUGCUAGAGGUCAGAUGCCUUAAUUCACUCGGAACCAACAAGUUAAUGUUUAACAAAGUGUUUAAUUUCACAAAAUGUCAUACACUGAUUGUAAAAUAUUGUACUUGCCUAAAUGUAUUUCUUUUUGAAAUGUAAAAAUGAAGUGGCAUUAAUCAACAUGUUGCAUUUAAUCUUUCUGAUGCACAUAAUAAUGCAUUUUAGAGUAAUUUGCAUUUUUCUCUGACUGUUAAUAGAAUAAAAGUUAUUCUAUUGUA